AUGCGCCUCGGCAAGGCCUGUCUCCUGAUUGUCGGCGAUUUAUUGAGUUUCUUCGUCGACAAGGGCUCCUUUACCCUGGAAUACCGCGAUAAUGGUUACCGAAUGCUUUGUCCAAGCGUCGCCUCCGGGAACCGUGCAUUCCAAGGUGAUCACAGUGUCAACCCCGACGUCGACCUGGCCAGAGGGUACUGA
This is a messenger RNA of Aspergillus puulaauensis, 192 nucleotides long. RefSeq lists its product as uncharacterized. The transcript has a single exon. The record is from RefSeq and is a predicted model, not a curated record. The coding region runs from base 1 to 192 and encodes 63 amino acids. NCBI's taxonomy places the organism in Eukaryota, Fungi, Ascomycota, Eurotiomycetes, Eurotiales, Aspergillaceae.